Molecule: messenger RNA, 970 nt
Organism: Athene cunicularia (burrowing owl)
Lineage: Eukaryota; Metazoa; Chordata; Aves; Strigiformes; Strigidae
Gene: TMEM126A
Product: transmembrane protein 126A
Exons: 5
Coding region: 295-924 (209 amino acids)
Biological process (GO): mitochondrial respiratory chain complex I assembly
Cellular component (GO): mitochondrion
Source: RefSeq, a predicted model, not a curated record
GCUGCCUUACGGCGGCGUGCAAGGGGACAGGGAGGGUCGUUUGUACGUCACUGGGUAAGUGCAGCUCCGUGAGGCCCUGUCAGCGUUUACCUAAAGAACAGGUUUGAGGAGCCUCCUCCUAAACGGGGCAGAAGCGAGAGACCUCAGGGCUGGCACCGGCCCCGCUGAUCCCGGGUGAGGUUCUGCUGCUUCUCCCUGCUUCUGCCGCCCCUGCACCCCGCCAGGCCGGAAUCAAAACAAGCACGGCCCUAUAGAUAGGCUGCAGACUUGUGAAAGAAACUUGAGGACUUCAAGAUGACAGGAAGAGAGUUUCUUGAACCAGAUUCUGUACAGCAAAGACUAUAUUUGGACGGAUUUAAGCGGUUGGAAGUCAUACAAAAGAUAUUCAAUGAGCUUCCUAAAGCAGAUCAGAACCUUUGUAAUCAUGGAUCCUACUUCCUUGCAGCAAAUGCAAGUUUAUGUGGCUUAGCAGCAAAUAACUUCUUCAGGAACGUCUUGCAUGUCAGAAGGGCUUUCAUAGCAUCAGCUCUGCCAAUGGCUGUUAUUCCAUUCCUUUCAACAGUAGCAGUGUAUGAGGGGUUUGUGCGUGAGCCUUUAUUUUCAGGUCAGCUGGACUGUGAGGUCUGUGCUGUGGUCAGAGGAGGAUUAACAGGGGCUGUGGUGGGUGGUCUCUAUCCUGCUUUCCUGGCUCUUCCCCUGAACGCAAGCCUGGCAGCCAGGUAUUUUUCAUCUCCCUUGCCUGGGAAAGAAAAUCUAGUACGCUUCUGGCUCUCAGUUUCUAAGCCUGUCUUUAGAAAGAUGAGUUGGGCUGUACUUAUACAAGCUCUAACUGGAUUAUAUCUUGCAACUAAACAUCAUGGAAUAUAUGUCAAAAUACUGCAGCAGAUGGAUGCUAGCAGAGAUACUGAAGAGUUACAAGCAUGAAGUUAAGCAACUUUUUCAAUUGCCUUGGAUAAGUAAACAUAAUAAA